GAUCAGUGCCAGAGCUUCGGUGCAAAGUCCCACCUCGCCUCUAUCCACAAUCCGGAGGAGCAGAGAGUCAUUGCCAACCUCAUUGCCCGUGCUCAUGGCUAUGACGAUGAAGUCUGGAUUGGACUCCACAUUGCUGGACGGAGCGACAACUGGGCGUGGGUCGAUGGCUCCCCCACCAUCCACGAGGCCUGGCACAAGUACAGGAGACGUUACUCUUGGAAGGGGGAGAACUGCGUAGCCCUGGAAGACGACUCAGGUUACAUGACCUGGGACAAAGACUCCUGCUAUGACAGAAACGCCUUCGUCUGCAAGCUCACGCUGUAGCGAAGCAACUUGCCCCUGCUCAGGACGGCUGGGAGUGGGCACGCUGGGGCCUUCUGCUCCUCAAAGGGGCUGUAUCCGCUGUCUCCAGCUGCCGUGUCCCUUCUCCCAGUGCAUCCUCUUGUGAACUCCUGAAUCCAUCACCUUCUCCUCUGCCCCUUCUCUGCGUGGUGGGUGACUCCCUCUCUCUCUGUUUCCCCCUCAUCUGUGCACUCUGCAGUGAUAAUAAACUUUUCCUUGAG
Messenger RNA from Alligator sinensis (Chinese alligator), 563 nucleotides. Its product is annotated as struthiocalcin-2-like. The annotation marks the transcript as partial. Gene Ontology annotation, molecular function: signaling receptor activity. The transcript is spliced from 3 exons. The record is from RefSeq and is a predicted model, not a curated record. NCBI's taxonomy places the organism in Eukaryota, Metazoa, Chordata, Crocodylia, Alligatoridae.